UCAGCACUCGCCUACUCGCUGGCAAAGUCAGGUCGCAAGGUGCUCAUCUUCGAGCGUGACCUCACCCCGCCAGACCGUAUCGUCGGUGAACUGCUCCAGCCGGGCGGCUGCAUGCGAUUGCAGCGACUUGGCUUGCAACACUGCCUCGACAACAUUGACAGCUUCGAUGUCCAAGGCUACCGCGUCUUCUGGGGAUCACAGAGUGUAGAUAUACCCUAUCCAGAGCGAGAGACGGAGAUGCACUGGUUCGAGGAUGAGAAACGUUCGCCCGAGCGACUGCAGAAACUCGAGGAGACCAACCGGUUGGACAAGCGACAGGAAGGCCGCAGCUUUCAUCACGGUCGAUUCGUCGACUCCCUCCGACGUGCUGCUAUCGCGCAGGACAAUGUCACGAUGAUAGAAGGCGCAGUCAAUGAGCUCCUGACAUGCGCGUCAACAGGCCGCACACUUGGUGUCAGAGCCACACCGCGUCCCGGCCAAACGAAUGCAGGCGACAAGAGGACAGCAGAGACGUUUGACUACUUCGCGCCCCUCACCUUCAUUGCCGACGGCUGCUUCUCCAAGUUCAGGCGACAGCUCUUGCCAGAGGCCCUCCAGCCGGUCGUGCGGUCCAAUUUUGUUGGUCUGAUACUCGAACAUGCCGACAUGCCUUCUCCCGGUCACGGGCAUGUCAUACUACGCAAGGGCGGCAAUCUGAGAGCAGACGAACGCGGCGUUGGGCCUGUUCUGGUCUACCAGCUCAGUAAGGAUGAGACGCGUAUGUUGGUCGAUGUGCCCGGUGCCAAGCCUCCCAGCAUGGCCAACGGCGAGCUCAAGGAAUACUUGCGCAAGCAUGUUACGCCUUCGCUGCCACUGCAGCUCCUGCCCUCUUUCAACGCAGCUCUGGAGUCACAAGUCCCUUCGCACCGACUGCGAUCCAUGCCAUGCUCUUACCUGCCGCCCAAAUCGCAAGGCACGCAGGCGGAAGGAGCCAUCAUCGCAGGCGACGCCAUGAAUAUGCGUCACCCUCUCACCGGGGGCGGUAUGACUGUCGCACUCAACGACGUUUGCAUUCUCACUGAGCUGCUGGGGGGCGGCAAGCGAGUGGGGGAGAUAGAGACCGGAAUAGAUGGAUUGCAAGUGAUCGAUUUAAGCGAAUGGGAUCACAUUCGCAAGGCCCUCAAGACCUGGCAUUGGAAGAGGAAAGGCGUCGCGAGCGUCAUCAACGUCCUCGCCCAAGCACUCUACUCCCUCUUCAGUGCAGAUGGCGAGUUACCGCCUGCUUGCUAUGCACCUGUGCUAAUGUCUCGAACAGAUGCGAGCCUCGAAGUUUUGAAGACAGGCUGCUUCAAAUACUUUGAGCUCGGCGGCGAGAGGCUCAUGGGUCCGGUGGUGCUACUUGCAGCCAUUGCGCCAUCGCCCAUGCUGCUCGUCUACCAUUUCUUCUCGGUCGCAUUCUACUCGAUCUACGUCCUCUUCACCCAGCCACGCAGUCUAACAAAGGGCAUCGACAAUGCAGCCUCAAUCUCAGAGCCCGGUUUGCUCCAAUACCCCAUGCUGGCCGUCAGAUCAGUCAUGGUCUUUGCUGUAGCAUGCCGCGUCCUGCUGCCCUACAUGUUCAGCGAGGCCAUCCUUGUGUACCUGCAUCGCAAGACGCAUGACAUUGCAAAAUAUUGUACAAAUCGCAGAUCUCUAACAGGCAGCGACUGCUCGUACAUUUGCUCAAAGUGA
Messenger RNA from Mixia osmundae IAM 14324, 1710 nucleotides. RefSeq lists its product as uncharacterized. Gene Ontology annotation, molecular function: squalene monooxygenase activity; flavin adenine dinucleotide binding. The annotation marks the transcript as partial. Gene Ontology annotation, cellular component: membrane; endoplasmic reticulum. The transcript is spliced from 4 exons. Gene Ontology annotation, biological process: ergosterol biosynthetic process. The record is from RefSeq and is a predicted model, not a curated record. NCBI's taxonomy places the organism in Eukaryota, Fungi, Basidiomycota, Mixiomycetes, Mixiales, Mixiaceae.